This is a messenger RNA of Rhipicephalus sanguineus (brown dog tick), 1374 nucleotides long. Its product is annotated as S-adenosylmethionine mitochondrial carrier protein-like. The record is from RefSeq and is a predicted model, not a curated record. Lineage: Eukaryota; Metazoa; Arthropoda; Arachnida; Ixodida; Ixodidae. Gene Ontology annotation, molecular function: S-adenosyl-L-methionine transmembrane transporter activity. Gene Ontology annotation, cellular component: mitochondrial inner membrane.
CCCAGCCAGAUGUGUAUGGGUGUUCUCUGGCCCAGCUGUCUUUGCCAUGUGCGAUGUACCGGUACCUGCCGUUGCGUUGUUGUGGUUUUGUAAGUUUUGUAGGGAGGCAGGCCGGCCUUGCUGAGAUUUGAACGAUGAGUGCGGCUCGCGGUGAUGUUGAUAAAUUGUCUCUGGAGUCUCUGUGAACUGAAGCAGAAACUUUAGCGGGCAAAAUGGGAAGUGUUGACAAUCCGUCCUUUCUCGUCUCGCUUGUGGCUGGUGCCAUUGCUGGUACUACAGUGGACGUCGUUCUUUUCCCGCUAGACACGCUUAAAACACGCUUGCAAAGCCAGCAGGGUUUUCUGAAAGCAGGAGGCUUUAAGAAGAUCUACUCCGGCAUCGCGUCUGCUGCGCUUGGAUCAGCCCCAACAUCUGCACUGUUUUUCUGCACCUAUGAAGGAGUGAAGCAUGUCAUUGGUCCAGUUUUGCCAAGCUUUGAUGGCUCCUUGGUGUACAGUAUUGCAGCUGCAUGUGGAGAAGUGGCUGCCUGCUCUGUAAGAGUUCCCGUAGAAGUCGUAAAGCAACGUACUCAAGCAAACCACGACACGAGUAGCUGGAGGACAUUUAGAAGUGUGUUGAAUGUUGAGGGCAUCCGUGGUUUCUACCGUGGCUACUUCACAACGGUAGCAAGGGAGAUUCCCUUUUCAUUUAUACAGUUCCCCCUCUGGGAGUUUCUUAAGAACAUGUUUGCUAAACCGGAUUCCUUACUGACCUGGCAAGCAGCAGUUUGUGGAGCUAUAUCAGGUGGCAUUGCAGGAGGACUAACCACUCCUCUUGAUGUUGCUAAGACGAGAAUCAUAUUGGCCGAGCGAACAAGCCACCUAGCUUCUGGGAGCAUGCAUUCUGCACUCAAGACUGUGUGGCACGAGAAAGGGCUACCAGGGCUUUUUAGCGGUGCCACACCCAGAGUGGUCUCCCUUUCAGUGGGGGGCUUCAUCUUCCUCGGCGCCUAUGAGCAAGCCAAACAGCUCUUCUACUCUUUCUUCCCACCUCCUUCUUUGACGUAUACAUCUGCUAUGAUGACAAGCGGAGAGCAUAACUCAACAGUCCUGUCAGAACAACCCUCCUUGUCUAAGACAGCAACAUAGCUGAGCUUGAUGUGUGCCAAGUCGUUUGCUUACUAGUCACCUGUGCCUCGUAUAUACGAAGUUGAAAUCUGUUCUUUAGUUCUGUGUUGAUAGUCACUAUAAAAAGUGCAUUUACAAAAAACUGGUGAAUGUGAGUGGCAUCCUAAAACAUGACCAUUUGAAGCAUUUAUGCAUAUCACAACAGAGGAAAGCAGUUGUUCCAAUCCUUCUUCUUAUAUAGAAGAAAGCUCAGGCCACUAAACACACU